This is a messenger RNA of Fragaria vesca subsp. vesca, 993 nucleotides long. Its product is annotated as 2-Cys peroxiredoxin BAS1-like, chloroplastic-like. The transcript is spliced from 7 exons. Bases 93 to 887 code for a protein of 264 amino acids. Gene Ontology annotation, molecular function: thioredoxin peroxidase activity. Lineage: Eukaryota; Viridiplantae; Streptophyta; Magnoliopsida; Rosales; Rosaceae. Gene Ontology annotation, biological process: hydrogen peroxide catabolic process; cell redox homeostasis; cellular response to stress. The record is from RefSeq and is a predicted model, not a curated record.
CCACCUUAAGAAAGACGACCCUGACUCUCACAGGGUGUGACCGACUGAUACUGAGUCUGAGUGAGUGUGUGUGAGCUACCAACACCAACCUCAUGGCUGCCUCCACUGCUCUCAUCUCCUCCACCCCUAGGGCUUUCUCCAAAUCCACCUCCCUCGCUGCUUCUUCCUUCUCCAAGCCCCAAUCCCAAACCCUAACUUUCCCCAAAUCCUUCACCGGCCUCCGCCUCCCCUGCGCCUCCCGCUCCCUCUCCCGCGGCUCACAUUCCGCCAAGAGCUUCGCCGUCAAAGCUUCUGCGGAGCUUCCGUUGGUCGGAAACGUCGCGCCGGAUUUCGAGGCCGAGGCUGUUUUUGACCAGGAAUUCAUCAACGUCAAGCUGUCCGACUACAUUGGGAAGAAAUAUGUGAUUCUGUUUUUCUAUCCAUUGGAUUUCACAUUUGUUUGCCCCACAGAGAUUACUGCUUUCAGCGAUCGUCAUGGUGAGUUUGAGGCACUCAACACAGAAGUAUUGGGUGUUUCAGUCGACAGUGUGUUUUCACAUCUUGCAUGGGUCCAAACAGAUAGGAAAUCAGGCGGUCUUGGUGACUUGAAGUAUCCAUUGGUCUCUGAUGUCACCAAAUCAAUUUCAAAAUCUUAUGGUGUUCUGAUCCCAGACCAGGGAAUUGCAUUGAGAGGACUCUUCAUUAUUGACAAGGAAGGUGUUAUCCAACACUCCACCAUUAACAAUCUUGCCAUCGGACGAAGUGUGGAUGAGACCAAGAGAACGCUGCAGGCCUUGCAGUUUGUGCAGGACAACCCUGAUGAGGUUUGCCCUGCUGGGUGGAAGCCUGGGGAGAAGUCAAUGAAGCCAGACCCCAAGCUCAGCAAAGAGUACUUCUCUGCAAUAUAGUGGGAACACACUGCAUAUCUAUGUGAGAUAGGAAGGUGUAAACGAGUUUUGUAUUCGUGUAAUGUCCAUUUCUAGAGUUCUUGGUGAAAUUUGAGCAGCGAAUGUG